Messenger RNA from Cyprinus carpio (common carp), 2116 nucleotides. RefSeq names its product TRAF family member-associated NF-kappa-B activator. Gene Ontology annotation, biological process: canonical NF-kappaB signal transduction. Lineage: Eukaryota; Metazoa; Chordata; Actinopteri; Cypriniformes; Cyprinidae. The record is from RefSeq and is a predicted model, not a curated record.
CCGCUGAUUGGCUGGAGCCGCGGCAGGCGGAAGUCGAAGGCGCGCGGGGAUUCCCCGAGGGAAGUUCCAGCUCAUUGUAAAACAUACAAAAUGUUCAUUCGUACGAAAUAGUUCAUUUCCUCCCGUUAAACGCGUAAAUAUGCGUGUAGCAGCGUCGCGAUGUCCAAACUGCGCGUAGCUUUAUGCGCUUGGUCUGUUUUGGAGUGAAGCCGUUACUGACAGGUGCCGUGCUAAUCUCGCUCCUCUGAGUUAAAGAAGGGGUGUGUAAGUGUUUGUGUGUGCCUGGGACUAGGGCCCGGGACCGCCCUGUUCGGGAUGUUACUGAAGGCCCCGGAAUGGACAGGACCAUCAGUGAGCAGCUCAACAAAGCCUUCGAAGCGUACCGCAACGCGUCUAUCGAGAAAGAGUUGGCCAGAAAGGAACUUCAGCACAAGACCGAGCAGUAUCAGCGGCACACUCAGCAGCUGGAGAGACAGAUAGAGGAGCAGACGAAGACCAUCUCGCAUCUUAAAGCUGAGCUCAGCUCCCUUCGUAAACAUGCACCAGGGGAGGUCUGUGAGCCUGCGUACAGAAAACAGGAAGCAGAAACCUUGUCCCCUAGCGAUCAUCGCUCUGACAACUCAUCCAGCUCCCACAGGACUAACCAUUUCCUGAUAAACGAACCCGCCGAGUAUUCCAGGAUGCUUCCGCAAACAAUAUCUGCUGCCUGCGAAAUGAAGAGUGAGAAUGCACUGGACACUUGGCAGGAAAUCCAGGGGACUUUCCAGAGGAUUCAGACUCUAACCAGAAGGCAGAAAGAUCACCUGAAGCGAAUCCACAAAGGAAAUGAGACCGCUAAUGAGCAGUUUUCCAUGCCCAUCCAGUGCACCGAAGACACAGCAGAACAGGCCGAGGCUCCUUUUUCCUCACCGCUGAGGUCAGAGGUCGUCGAUCCUUCGACCUCCACAUCCCUGGCGUCACGUGGCGCCGGUCCAGACGGACCGUUUUUUGAUUCCCUAAGAGGCCUGAGUGUGAAGUUUCCCCCGAGCACAGACGAUGAGUACGACUUUCUCAACAGUACGCCGGAUAAACGGGUGGACCUGCCCCUGCACAGGCCGGACCUGGGAGACAGCAUGCACACGAUGAGGGAGGAGUCUUAUCCGUCAUACUCUGCACCCUCUUCAUCCGCUCACACAUCUGCAUCUUCUGCGUCACACGAAAAUGUACGAGGACCCCAACAGCUUUUUUGGACUCCAGACCUCCCGGACUUGUCCGCCCAGGCGCCGGGGACAGACGCUCAGCAGAUGAACAGCCGAGAGAAGUGUGCCUUUUGCGAGGAUGAUGUACCCCCGAAUCACAUGUAUAGCCACCUCAAUUCACACUUCAAGAACAAAGCUGGCGAUUGACACACACAGGCAAGGGGCGCCGCCGGACUGAAGCGGCCUUUAUUCCUGGCUUUGUUAAGUAGCGUGCUGCCCGUCUGAACACAUUUGCUCCCGUCCGUCAGUGACACGAUGAAGAGAGCGCAGCCUUUAUUUAAUUAGGAGAACUUUAAACAGUUCAUUUUAGGGUGGUUAUGUCUUAAUUAAUCUUUUUAGCCGCAUUUUAGUUUGGAGGCGUUCCGAUGACUGGCAGUUUCACUGUAGAAUAAAGACAUGCUUCCUUUUGAAAGUCAUUUAAGUUGAUGUGGCAACCUAAAAGAUAGAGGAUGAGUUGCAAAUGCAGUUUACGUGAGCUAAACGUCUCACCGUUGUACUUUUCUUUAAAUGCAACCUAAACAACAAGCAGCUCUCAUCUGUGCUACGCGUAUAUCAAAUUAAAAACCAAAUAUCAAUUUCUAGAAUUAUUUUACAGUUAUGUCAGGCAGCUUCAAGACCUGUUUAUGAAUGUGUCACAUUUGUAUUGCAAUGUUCAGGAAUAAGUGAAACCGUCACGGGAGCCAUAUAUCGGUAACUGUGUGCGAUUUUAAGUCAUAAAUCCAAUUCCACAAAUGCUUGUUUUCUAUAGCAUAGGUUUCAAACACACUGUCUUAAAUUAGAAUCAUUUUCUGCAUCCUUUCCUCCAAACUAAGUUGUAAUAUCAUAUUUUUGUAACAUUUCUGUUUAAAGUGAACGCAAUAAAACCACACUGACACACA